Molecule: messenger RNA, 2158 nt
Organism: Pogona vitticeps (central bearded dragon)
Lineage: Eukaryota; Metazoa; Chordata; Lepidosauria; Squamata; Agamidae
Source: RefSeq, a predicted model, not a curated record
UCCAUCCAUCCAAAUGAUCAGCACCCAGUACUUCCCUCCCCCCCCAGCCUGGGCACCUUUCAACCCCCUCCUGUUUCUUUUAUCUUAAAUUUUCCAGCCUUGGUAUCCAUUCUCCAUCCUUUGAUUUCCUUCUUUUUGAGCUGUCCAUACCAAGACUCAUCUCCCUUCUGAGCCCAUGUUGUAAUUCAUUCCACUUCUACAUCCAGCACCCUUUUAAGUUCUCCAUUAUUCACUCUUCCGCUCUGAGGUCUCUUUAUUUGGGAGCUUUUCUCCUUCUGCCUCCUGCCUCAUCUCAUCUCAUCCUGUCCCAUCUUCUUCUUUUCCUGUUUCUCCCGCCCCUUUCCCACCAUGACUGUGAUGGCUGGGGAUAUCAUAGAUGAAGCAUCUGCUCUUCCAGGCCACCCUCAGGACAGUUAUCGGCCUGGUGCUCAUGAUGACCAUGAAUGCUGUGAGAGGGUUGUCAUCAACAUUGCUGGCCUGAGGUUUGAGACCCAGCUAAAAACGCUUGCCCAGUUUCCCAACACAUUGCUGGGUAAUCCAAAAAAACGCAUGCGGUACUUUGACCCACUGAGGAAUGAAUACUUUUUCGAUCGGAACCGUCCCAGCUUUGAUGCCAUCCUCUAUUACUAUCAGUCUGGAGGGCGGCUUCGCAGGCCAGUUAAUGUGCCAUUAGAUAUGUUUUCUGAGGAGAUCAAGUUCUAUGAACUGGGAGAGGAGGCAAUGGAGAAAUUCCGGGAAGAUGAAGGGUUCAUCAAAGAGGAAGAGCGACCGCUGCCUGAGAAGGAAUACCAGCGUCAGCUAUGGCUUCUUUUCGAAUAUCCCGAGAGUUCUGGGCCAGCCCGGGUCAUUGCCAUAGUUUCUGUCAUGGUGAUCUUAAUUUCCAUAGUGAUCUUUUGUCUGGAGACUUUGCCAGUAUUGAAGGAGCAGGAAAGAGACUAUGCAGGACCUCAAAACCGCAGCGACAACUCCACCACAUUUUACAAGGCCAAUAUCUUUACUGACCCCUUUUUUGUGGUGGAGACCCUGUGCAUCAUUUGGUUUUCUUUUGAGCUGGUGGUGCGCUUUUUUGCCUGUCCCAGUAAAGCUGAGUUUUUCAAGAACAUCAUGAACUUCAUUGACAUUGUGGCCAUCAUCCCUUACUUCAUCACUCUGGGCACAGAGAUGGCUGAACAGGAGGGGCCUCAAAAGGGGGAGCAGGCUACCUCUCUGGCUAUCCUGCGAGUCAUCAGACUGGUAAGAGUCUUUAGAAUCUUCAAACUCUCCAGGCAUUCUAAGGGCCUCCAGAUCCUGGGACAGACACUCAAAGCAAGCAUGAGAGAGUUAGGUUUGCUAAUUUUUUUCCUCUUCAUUGGGGUGAUUCUGUUCUCCAGUGCGGUGUAUUUUGCUGAAGCUGAAGAGCCUGGGACAUAUUUCGACAGCAUCCCCGAUGCUUUCUGGUGGGCAGUGGUAUCCAUGACCACUGUGGGAUAUGGUGACAUGUACCCUGUGACAAUUGGAGGCAAAAUCGUGGGCUCCUUGUGUGCCAUCGCUGGUGUGCUGACAAUUGCCCUGCCUGUACCUGUCAUUGUGUCCAACUUCAACUACUUCUACCACCGAGAAACAGAAGGGGAAGAACAGGCUCAGUUGCUUAAAGUUAGCUCUCCUAAUUUAGCAUCUGACAGUGAUCUGAGUCGCCGUAGCUCGUCCACAAUCAGCAAAUCUGAGUACAUGGAAAUUGAAGAGGAUAUGAAUAAUAGCAUAGACAAUUUUAGAGAGGCAAACCUGAGAACUGGCAAAUACACUAUAGCCAACCAAAACUGUGUUAAUAAAAGCAAGCUGCUGACUGAUGUUUAAAAACACAGUGUAAAGAAAAAUAAUUCUGGCAGCUUGGAGACUGUAAGUGACUGGCAGUCACACUUUGUAGAUGUUUUAUGAAUAGUCUUUGAAUGCUUUACCUCGUAAAUGCAUUGUUGCAUUGCGAAUUUUUGCUCAGCGAUUCAAGAAGCUUUCACGAUCCAUGAAAGAUAUUCACACUUUUUGAUUUUAUUUUAAAAGGAUAUUUUCCAGUUGUAUGAAUAGUUAAUUAUAACUCUUUGGGUCAACUAAGUUAUGUAUAAGAAUUGUAUGCUUCUACCACUACGCAAUUUUUCAUUACUUUCGGUUCUUUAACUUAAUUUUU